GUCUUGGAAAGUAAACCUAAACAUUUACAGGUGUAUAAGUACUGGUGCUAGCUAGCACAGAUGAUGCACCUGUCUCAGGAAAAGGACUAACACAGGUGUGUUGGAACUUGGGCUACUGCCAGAGCUAGAUUAUGAGCUCAUUUGAUCCACAGAUACACUCACCUCCACGCUGCAGCCCGCAAUUUCCAAGCAUCGGCCAGGAACCACCUGAAAUGAACAUCUACUAUGAAAAUUUCUUCCACCCGCAGAACGUUCCCAGUCCGCAACGGCCCACCAACUUUGAAACAGGGGAUUACUCUGCUGCACCCAAUCCUUACUUGUGGUUAAACGGACCUUCCAUUAAUUCUCCACCUUACCUGCCAGGAUCCAAUGGCAGCCCAUACAUCCCACCAUCCUAUGGAAUGCAAAGGCAGCUCUUGCCCAACAUGCAUGGCUUGACAGGGAAUGACAUGGGCUGGCUCCCUAUGCCUUCUCAAGAGGAGCUGAUGAAGCUGGUAAGACCACCCUACUCCUACUCUGCACUGAUUGCCAUGGCCAUCCAUGGAGCACCAGACAAGAGGCUGACGCUCAGUCAGAUCUACCAGUAUGUGGCAGACAACUUUCCCUUCUAUAAUAAAAGCAAGGCUGGCUGGCAGAACUCCAUUCGUCACAACCUGUCCCUCAACGACUGCUUCAAGAAGGUGCCCCGGGAUGAAGAUGAUCCAGGGAAAGGCAAUUAUUGGACUCUGGAUCCAAACUGUGAGAAGAUGUUUGACAAUGGAAAUUUUCGGCGAAAAAGGAAGAAGAAAUCUGAUUGUAGCGCCAGCACGGUGACUUUGGCUUCUGACAAAUCAGAGGACAGUGCCUUAAGUGGCAGUCCCAAGGCUCCAGAACACCAAGAUAUAUUGGAAAACUCAUCAGGAACCGAAAGUUCACCUGAAAAGCGGUCUCCACCACCGCCAUCCACUACUCCCUGCCUCAACAGUUUUCUCUCCAACAUGACAGCUUACGUGAACGGAUCCAAUUCAGUGAGCCGCUCGGUGCCCCUGGGACUUGGCACUGACGGAGGGGACAAAAUGGGACAGAAUAUGGUAGGCUUCAACACAUACACGCCUCUUCCCAGUCAUGGGGGUAGUGAAUGGUCCAAUUCCAUGUCCUCUGGUCAUCUUGGCUAUAGCAGUUCAGUUCUUAACCAGUUCAACACCAGUUUCUACAACAGUCUGUCUGUCAAUAAUACUCUGUAUGCCAGAGACGGAACUGAAGUGUAAACAAGUGGAGGCCUUGCGACAGGAGGAGAAUUGUGUAAGAAGUCAGAAAGAGGAAAUAUGUCAGGGAAAGGACUUCAUGUGAGCUGCCCUCUUCCCAAUUUUUCUUAGGCAGACCAAAGUUUCUCUAUUAACAUGUUUCCAGGCAGUGAUGUUCAUAGAAUUCAGUGGCUUCAAAUCAUACAAAGACUUCUUCAUAAAAAUGGUAAAGAAGAGCAUAUCCUUUUCACUUGCUCAUUAAUCAAACAGAAAUAAUUGGUUUCAGACUUUUUGACAUUAAAGCAGAACAGGGUGAUCGCUUUCAGACAUAAACCUACCUUUGGAAAAUCCACCCUAUUUUUUUUUUUUUUGCUUUCUCUGCAUUUUGUUUGAAUAUAAUAGUACCAUAAAGAGAUUAUUUUGAAUAUAAUAGUACCAUAAAGAAAAUAUUCACUAAUUGGGUUGAAUGGACUCUUAUCUGAAAACGUGGCAUGAUCCAGCUAAUAUUAAGUAUGCUUAAUAUCUCACUUAUUCGGUGAGAGAAAGCUUAUGCUUCUCAUCCCCUGAAAAAAAACUUAACUUUUUAUCUUUUACUACUGAAAUCUUCUAUUUCAUCAGUGUAAAGUGUAAAGUGAUAUGCAGAGAAGAAAACAAAGUGAUGGAAGUAUUCUUAAAUAAGAAUAUAUAUGUAUAAAUAAAAACUUGACUUUUUAUCAUCCUAUUUUUUUCCUACAGAUAUCACAUUUUCAGUCAGGUGAAUAUAGUCAAACGUGUCCUAAUCACCAAAAGCAACGGUGUGUGAUAGAUACAAUGUUACAUGGUAGUUGAAGAACAAAGUGUAGAGCUUGUGCAUUGUGCAAUCCCAAACUCUUGCUUCUAAAAACAAGGUUUAAUUUGGGUUUGGUGUAGGCAGAAUGCUAUUGCUGUGAAGUAUAAUAGAAAACCUCUCCUGGAAGAUAUAAAAGAAUAAGACACCACACUUCUAAACAUAUGUACACAUAUAUUUUAUCACACCUGACAACUCAUGAGGAAAUUGCUAUUAAAUCUGCCUUUUUCUUUUAUAAGCCCUAAUUUCUGUGCUUGUGGUUAAAAACCUAAGUUUAAUUUAUAGGCGCUUUCCUUAUACACUAUGUAAUAUUGGCUAAAGUUAGGGUGAAAAGUCACGUUUCUAUCAAGGGCUAACAUUGUUUGGUGGAAAUCUGUUGCAGGCUGCCCUUUUAUUUGCCACAGUAAGAGUCAAAACUUUUUGGGUUUACUCCUCUGACUUUUUAAUGCCUUCUUAUGCUCUCCUUCUUCCUCCCACCAAAGAUGUCUGCAUAUAUUUUUUGCCCCAGUGUUUGACUCUGAAACCUUAGAAAGAGCUUUAUUAGAUUGAGAGACAUUACACACCCCUAUCAAAAAUGUGUAGCAGUUGCACAUGAUAACCCUAGCUUCAGUGACACUUACACUUGAUCCAAUAAAAGUCCAAAGGAAUUCAAAUGCCCUCAGGCAAAUGGGACAAAAAUCACUCUUCCUGGAGAUUCUUAUUCUGUCUAUUUUUGAUUCUGAUGUCAUCAUGGGGGGCAUG
Molecule: messenger RNA, 2790 nt
Organism: Protobothrops mucrosquamatus (brown spotted pit viper)
Lineage: Eukaryota; Metazoa; Chordata; Lepidosauria; Squamata; Viperidae
Gene: FOXI1
Product: forkhead box I1
Exons: 2
Coding region: 132-1247 (371 amino acids)
Biological process (GO): regulation of transcription by RNA polymerase II; cell differentiation; anatomical structure morphogenesis
Molecular function (GO): RNA polymerase II cis-regulatory region sequence-specific DNA binding; DNA-binding transcription factor activity, RNA polymerase II-specific
Source: RefSeq, a predicted model, not a curated record